This is a messenger RNA of Syngnathoides biaculeatus (alligator pipefish), 5464 nucleotides long. Its product is annotated as cadherin-related family member 5. Bases 276 to 2747 code for a protein of 823 amino acids. Gene Ontology annotation, biological process: cell-cell junction assembly; adherens junction organization; homophilic cell-cell adhesion. The record is from RefSeq and is a predicted model, not a curated record. NCBI's taxonomy places the organism in Eukaryota, Metazoa, Chordata, Actinopteri, Syngnathiformes, Syngnathidae. The transcript is spliced from 17 exons. Gene Ontology annotation, cellular component: membrane; catenin complex; adherens junction. Gene Ontology annotation, molecular function: calcium ion binding; cadherin binding.
GGAGGCUUUAUCCCCUGAUCUGACGUUUAUCCCUGGAUACGCCCCAGUAAGAUGCUGUCUGCUUUUUAACGUGUGUGGGCGGAGGGGUUGGUGGGUCGGCCGUGUGUUGUCCUGUCGAUGUUGUUUAGUUGUUGCUCUAAAAGUGACAUUUGCUUGCGUUUGUGAGGCAGCAAUGCGUUCGCCACCCGAUCGGAGGACAUGGACUGACGCACCUACUGCCGAGGAUUUGACAGCUGCUGCUACCUCAAGAUCCUGAGGCCAGUCUGAGCUCUGCGAUGGCCGUCGUCGCCGUACUGAAGUGGAACCCCACACUGACGCUCCUCCUGUAUCUACGUGGAGUCGCAGGGAUGUCAGGAUGGGGCGGUUGCUUGGACGGUCAGGACGUGCACUCCAAGGUCGCGGAAAACAGCCUCUGUGGAGAAGUGGUGGCGGACCUCAUCGGGGACCACCCCAUGGAGGGCAUUGAGUGGAGACUGCACGGGAAAGAUGCCGACUGGUUCUUCUUGGAUGGAGGAAUCGUACAUUUGAACACUUCACCGGAGAAAGUUCUCGACCGAGAGCUGCAGGGUCCAGUCCUGAUGGCGGAAUUGUCGUGCUUUGAAGACGAUGUGCUUCAGAGCGUUUCCAGGAUUGUGGUGGAGGUUCUCAAUGAGAAUGACAACUGGCCCGAGUUUGCGGAAGACACCAUCCAAUCUGUUGUCGUCAGUGAGCUGACUCCAGUCAAUACGCUGGUGUUUACCAUCCUUGCAAUUGAUGCAGACAAUGACCAGAUCAUUUACGCCAUUGACCCGUCCUCUCCUGAUGCAGAUUACUUCAAAAUUGAUCUUCCCAACAUCGGUGCUGUGAAACUUGCCAAAUCUCUGGACUAUGAGACCAAAACUCAGCUUUUUCUCACCAUUCACGCCUCGGAAAUGAACACGGCAGAGCAUUUCAACACCAGCACUGAGAUCACGGUUGACGUCCAGGACGGUGAUGACCUGUACCCUCAGUUCCUGCCAUGCACACUGCUGUUCCAGGACCUCACCAAUCGGAUAUGCACCAGUCCCGUGUACACAGUCAAUGUCACAGAAGGCAAAGAGGACUUUGUGCUGGAUUUCUCUCCCGGUCCUAUCCAUGCAGUGGACGGAGACAGAGGACUCAAAGCCACACUCAGUUACGUCAUCCUCUCAGGGGACGACCAUGGUCGAUUCCUGAUGGACCGACAGACUGCGGAGGUGAGGUUCACGCGGGCGGUGAAUGACAGACUCGCCACUCCGGCACUGCAUCUUCAAGUCAUGGCCUUUCAGGAUGACGACCCCAGAAAGUACUCUGUUGCCACGGUGCUGGUCCGCGUGCUGGCGGUGAACCAGUUUCAUCCAGUGUUUGACAAGCCUGAGUACCAAGGCUUUGUGACUGCAGGGAAGAGUCCCGCUUCUCUAGUUUAUACCUACGGCAACAGAGCGCUUAUGUUACAUGUGCAGGACCAGGACUUUAAACAUGGAUUUAAUCCGAUGAUCUACUUCACCUUCAGCCCCACGUCCAAUCACACGGGCAUCUACCAGGUCACACAGGAGGGGCUUCUCAUUGCCAGAACCAAUCAGCUCAAAGCAAGACAAAAGCACCUUCUGCACGUAAUGGCAAGAGACCGGGAGUCAGGCGACGCUGUUGUCUCUACUGUGGUGGUGGAGGUGUUAUCUGAAAGCCAGUCAAUUCCUCUGAGUGCGCUGAUAGACGACCGUGCCAUCAGCUGCACCCUUGGCAAAGCCUUGUUCCUGAGCACAGCCUUCCUGACGGUGGUCGGUUGCGCCACGGCUCUGGCUCUGUGGAUCAAGAGGAAACACAAGGGCCAUCUGGACCCACUGGAAAGAGGCUGCGUGGCCCAGGGCAAGCACCCCAAUGUGAGCCUACGGUGGUUCCAGCUGGUGAAUCCGAACAGCGGCACGCCACGGGUGGAUGAUGUGAGCUUCAGCAGUGAAGACUACGGAACCAUCAACCCUUCAUUCACCUUCACGGGAAAAGACCCUCCAUCUUGCCAAGGGCCAGUCCAACACAACAACCCGACGGCUCCCCUUGAUGCCACAUUGAGGUUGUCUGAAGCUAUGUGUACCACCAUCACCUUCAACAACAGCGUCUCCACACCCACCAAAAGCCUCUCUUGCUUGACCACCUUCCGGCCCAACUCUGUGGAAAUCAACCCCGUCGAGGCCAAAGAAUGCGAAUCCGAAAGUCCUGCACUGGAUGAAACUGUACCUUCCACAUGUCUCGACUCGCAGACAAACACCAGUGAGGACCCCGUUGAUAGCAUGGCCAGCCCUUCGCCCUCUUCUGCGAGCAUCCCUCACAGUCAGGCCCGAAUCGCUUCUGCCGAGAUAGAGAAACCUUUUGGCAAACCUUGCACGGCAUCACCUCCAAACUCUGCGAACUCUCCUCUACUGUCUUCACCGUUUGCCAAACAGACAAGCACGCCGCCACCCACACCAGAGCAGGCCCCCUUGAAGGCCACCCUUGUCAUGGUGGAUGCAUCACCUGAACCAUCGGAGCAGAGGUGGAGUGAAGAGGAGGACCAGCCUUGCACGUCGCUGGAUAUGCCUGAACAACCGGAACACCAGGAGCAGCCAGACCACCUAGGAACCUCCCAGGAUGACGACGGCUUUCUGGCCGAUGAAGACGUCGAUAAGAACAGCGGUGGCGAGUUGGAUGAGGAUGAGGAAGAGCUACUCAGGGUGAUGUCCCGGUGUCAACCCAUGUUUGUCACGUUCAGACAGUGAUGGAGGGAAGUAAUGCAGAGAGUGGAAACAGGGGACACUAGUUUAUCCCAAUAUAGUCAACCUCCAUGAUUCCAAAUUCAAACAUCAUGUAAUUGACAUUCCAAAAAUUUGUUUGUAAUUGCCAAUAGUUGAAACCAUAAAUAUACUCCAAACUAUGACGUGAAAACACUUUUAUAACAUUUCAAACUCAUCUUAUAACAUUGCUCUGAAUAAUAAUAUGGCUUAUGGUUACGCUGGUGUUUGUCACUUUUGCAAGCUGUAACAAUACUACUUACUAGAUUUACAUGUUUACAUGUAAAAAUCUGGAAUUUCAAAAUAAUGCGUCGUUUGUCGUGCUUUUCAAAGAAACUCUUUGUGUAGUGCAUGCAAAUCUUCCAAAACCCAGAUGGGUAUGAUGAUACGAAGUGUAGAUGUCAACAGAAGAAACACAAAAGCUAAGAUAGGAGAUCUGAAGAUUGUAACAGCAAGUAGACUGGUUUUGGAACUAUUAGUACAUCUAACACAAGUACAGAUACGGAGUCAGUCCAGCAGUCAUGGCAUUACAACGCCCAUUCAUUUUAUGUACUGCUUAUCCUCACACGUACUGGAGCAUAUCUAGGCUCCAUGACUCCCUGAACUGGUUGCCACCCAGUCACAGGGCAGACAUAAACAACCAACCAUUCAGUCACAUUCACACCUAUGAGCAAUUUGAAGUCUUCAAUCAACCUACCAUGCAUGUUUUUGAGAUGUGGUGGGGAAAGAAGAGUGGCUGGAGAAAACCCACAAUAAGACGGGGAGAACAAGCAAAACCGUCACCACCUACCUACCAAGAGAAACAAAUAAAAAGUACUGGUAAUGAGUUAUGAAAGGUCUCAUUGGUUAACAUUCUUACAUAAUCAUAUUAUAAAAAGUUAACCGGUUCUAAUGUAAAAUGUCAGUACAAUAAACUACUUAACUUACAUUCUGAUGGCAAUUCUUCAACACGAGUUGUUUAAAUUCCUCCAUUUGGAGUGUCACAGAAAAAUUGUAAAGCAAAACAGAAACUUCAGAGGCCAAACUGGGGUGUCGUGUGACGGCGGCCUUCGGCUUUUCAACAUCUUUUGGAAAAUAAAUGCAGCAGCCAGGAUUUAAAAAAUUUUCCCAAUGUAAUUUUAUUUUUAAGAUGUCCUCAAUCACAAAAACAGGACUUGAUCGUCAGCUCAGUUGGCAGACAAACUACACAAUGCAGUGAAAAAUAUUGAUCCUUUUCAAAUUCAUCCAUUUUUGCAGUUCCCUACUUAAAAAUAAAUGUUAAUAGAAAUCAUAUACAUAUAAGUGAAUUUAUAGUUUAUAAAUUGUGAAACAUUUAGGAGGAAAAAUACCCAAGUUACUUGGCCCUGUGUGAAAAUGCCCCCCUAAAGCUACGAAUUGGUUAGGGUAUCACAGCGAUUCGUCCAUGCCCUGAAAGAGAAAAGCAGCCCAAGACCAUCCCACCACAUUUGACUGAUAUUUUUUUUUUCUGAAAUGCUGUACUACAUUUACAGGUGUAAUUACACACUUCCCAAACAGCUCAACUUUCAUCACAUCAGCCCAUAAAUUUGCAAGUUUUGGGAAUUAAAAUGUGAGUACAACAAUUUUGGGGGGAGGUGGGAAUUAGUGGUUGUUUUCAACUUGGAAAACUGUCAUCUCAUUGUCAUGUCGUGAACUUUGAGAAUUGAAGGAAUGGAGGCCCCCAGUUGUUUGGAAGUUGUCCUGAGUUCCUUUGUGGCCUCCUGAAUGAGUCACUGCUCUCUUGGCAUAAUUUUUCUCCACUUGGCAUGCUGGAAUCUAAACGUUUACACCAAUUUCCAGACUGUCAAGGAUUUGGAUUCUCAACUAUUCUGGAAUUUCAUUGGAACAUGUUAAUUUGCUGCAGCUAUUUUUUUUCCAAAUUCAAUUUGAGUAGCCAUGCCUAAUCAAGAUUUAACAAAGGGGAUAAUUACUUUUUCCACACAGGGCCAGGUUAAGUUAGAUUUUCUUUCUUCCUUAGUUGAUAUAAUUUAAAAACAUUUUAAGUUCCCUUAGGUUAAAUUUUCCUAUUUCUUUGAUGUUAUUAAAGUGGGGAAACUAAAAGGAAUUUGAGAAGUGGGGGGGCAAUACAUUUUUCUUUGUACUGCAUUGAGUUACAAAAAAGGCUUCUGCAGAGAACUGAUUUAAAAGGGAAAAAAAAAACAUCAUAUCACGCAAAAUGAUCGAUCAACAGUGGUUCUCAAUGGUGGUUGUGGUAAGCAUAGCAAAGAUAUUUAUGGUAAAGAAAAAAGGAUUCUUUUGAGCAUUUUGGCUUGGUACGCAAAACUGAGAAAAUGCAAAAAAAAGGUGGAUGUCAUCAAAAACAAGUAAAUAUGCUGUACACACAAAAUACAUAGAAAUUGAGGCAAUGAUCACAGGACAAGAUGGGAUUCUGUUUAUAAAUUUAGAGGUCUUAAAGCAGUGGCCUUCGCCACCAGGGGGCACAGAUUGUUUCAAUUCCCCACCCCAAUUCUACUCCCUCUUUUACAAAUUUUCAGUGCCAGCACCCCCCUGAACUUAAAAAAAAAGGGGGGGGGGCACACCCCAAAACGUUUGACAUACAUUAUUUUAAAGUGAGAAAAUGAUUUAAAAUUUGCUGUCGUCCAAAUAUAUCAUUCAUGUGGACAGCCUAACAAUACAAUGUUGUUCGAUUGGGCAGGGUUAUCAUCCAGUGCAUUGCAAAAAAAUAAAAAAUAAAAUAAAAAAAAAAA